UCUCUCUAUUGCCUUCUCUUUUCUCAUUUCACUUCAAUUUCAUCUCUCUCUCUCUCUCUCUCUCUCAACGAAGAAAAUGGCUGCAAAAGGGAAGGAUCUUAGCCAACAGCUCGAGGAACUCAUCAGCUCCUUGCAAGAACAAGGCAUUUUGACCGACUACUUUGACGACAUAAAAGAGUUACAAGAUGAAAUCAACCCUCGCUUCGUUGACGAAAUUAUCACCAUCUUCCUUCGUGUAGCUGAAGAUUACAGAGCCGAACUCACAAGAAAUCUGAGUGUGCCUGAUGUCAACUAUCCUGAGGUGAAUAAACUCGCAAUCAGGUUUAAAAGUAGUAGCACCAGUAAUGCAUGUGGCCUGGUUUCCCUUGCCUGUCAAGAGCUCGUUGAUGCAAGUGAAGCAAAUAACAAAGAAGGGUGCCUUGUAGCUCUAGAAAAUGUCAACCAUGAAUAUCUUGUCGCCAAAGAGAAUUUGAAUCGCAUUGUUGGGAUGGAAUGUGAAAUUUAUGACAUGAGGCUGUGCCGUAAGCAACCUGAGUAGAGAGAGUUCUUAUUAUAUAAGAGUCAUCGACUCCAGAAAAUCGUGAUGUUUUCUUCAUGUUGGCCAUGUAAUAAGUUUAUUACUUCUAUGUUAUAGACUUAUUUAUAACUUGUUUUUAGGACAAGGUUUUGGUAUUUGGAACUUUUGAAUAAGUUCACUAUAAAGUGAACAUUAUGUGUUUAAGACUUGAUUUUCUAUCCAUUUUAUAAGUGGACCUUGUUCUUAGUGCCUAACUAAUUAUUGUGU
Prunus avium (sweet cherry) is the source of this 784-nucleotide messenger RNA. Lineage: Eukaryota; Viridiplantae; Streptophyta; Magnoliopsida; Rosales; Rosaceae. The record is from RefSeq and is a predicted model, not a curated record.